This is a messenger RNA of Bipolaris oryzae ATCC 44560, 1614 nucleotides long. RefSeq lists its product as uncharacterized. The transcript has 5 exons. Gene Ontology annotation, biological process: carboxylic acid metabolic process. NCBI's taxonomy places the organism in Eukaryota, Fungi, Ascomycota, Dothideomycetes, Pleosporales, Pleosporaceae. The coding region runs from base 1 to 1614 and encodes 537 amino acids. Gene Ontology annotation, molecular function: isocitrate lyase activity. The record is from RefSeq and is a predicted model, not a curated record.
AUGGCAAACAUUGAAGCUGAAGACGCUCAGUUCCAGAAGGAGGUGCAGGAGGUUAAGCAGUGGUGGACAGAUUCCAGAUGGAGGUUUACAAGGAGGCCGUUUACGGCUGAGGAUAUUGUUUCCAAGCGAGGUAACUUGAAGAUCACAUACCCUAGCAACAGUCAGUCGAAGAAGCUUUGGCAGAUUGUAGAGGGACGAUUCAAGAACAAAGAUGUUAGCUUCACAUAUGGAUGUCUUGACCCGGUCAUGGUCACACAGAUGGCAAAGUACUUGGACACUGUUUAUGUUUCUGGAUGGCAAGCUUCAUCGACGGCUUCAUCUACGGAUGAGCCAGGUCCAGAUCUAGCAGACUACCCUUACACCACUGUGCCUAACAAGGUUGGCCAUUUGUUCAUGGCACAACUCUUCCACGACCGAAAGCAACGCGAGGAGCGUCUUAGCUCUGCAAAGGCCGACCGCACCAAACUUCCCAAUGUCGACUACCUGCGACCGAUCAUUGCUGAUGCGGAUACUGGACACGGAGGUCUUACAGCGAUCAUGAAGCUCACCAAGCUCUUCAUCGAGAAGGGCGCAGCUGGCAUUCACAUUGAGGAUCAAGCUCCAGGAACCAAGAAGUGUGGACACAUGGCUGGAAAGGUUUUGGUACCUAUCAGCGAGCACAUCAACCGCUUGGUAGCUAUCAGAGCUCAGGCAGACAUUAUGGGCACCGAUCUACUUGCUGUUGCACGUACCGACUCAGAAGCCGCUACCCUCAUCACUUCCACCAUUGACCCACGCGAUCACCACUACAUUCUGGGCUGCACUAACCCUGCACUCCAGCCUCUGAGCGAGCUCAUGUAUGCCGCCGAACAAGCUGGAAAGAGCGGUGCUCAACUCCAAGCCAUUGAAGACGCCUGGAUCAAGGAGGCCAACCUUAAGCUCUUCCACGAGGCUGUAAUCGACACCAUCAAUGCUGGCGUACACGUCAACAAGCAAAGUCUAAUCAACGAGUUCCUGGAGAAGAGCAAAGGCAAGAGCAAUUCCGAAGCUCGUGCCAUUGCCACUGGUAUUACCGGCGUUGAUGUAUACUUCAACUGGGAGGCAGCAAGGACGCGAGAAGGCUACUACAGGUACCAGGGUGGCUGCCAAUGUGCCAUCAACCGCGCUGUAGCAUACGCUCCCUACUGCGACAUGAUCUGGAUGGAGUCGAAGCUACCAGAUUACGCGCAAGCCAAAGAAUUUGCCGACGGCGUGCAUGCCGUAUGGCCUGAGCAAAAACUCGCAUACAACCUCUCACCAUCAUUCAACUGGAAAGCCGCCAUGCCACGUGACGAGCAAGAGACAUAUAUCCAGCGCCUCGCCAAGCUCGGCUACUGCUGGCAAUUCAUCACACUCGCUGGCCUGCACCAGAGCGCGCUCAUGGCUGAUACUUUCUCAAAGGCGUAUGCUAAGCAGGGCAUGCGUGCGUACGGUGAGAUUAUCCAAGAGCCCGAGGCGGAGAACAAGGUCGAUGUUCUUACGCAUCAGAAAUGGAGCGGUGCCAACUAUGUGGACAAUCUGCUCAAGAUGGUUAGUGGUGGAGUCAGCUCGACGGCUGCGAUGGGCAAGGGAGUCACGGAAGAUCAGUUCAAGUAG